GUUUUUUUUGUUUUUUUGUUGUUGAUGGGCUUAAGGCAUAACGCGCUGUAGUGUUUGCCCUGGAUUUUGCACCUUGAUCGUUUAACUCAGUGCAGAAGUUCCUGUCACGCAGCAGAAUUUGAAACUGCCGCUUAUCCAGUGCUCCGGAGCCGAAUACACGAACCAGGCUUGCGUUGAUCUACCAAUAUUGUAUUUUUAACUGCGGGCUUCUAGCUACUCGCGCUGGGCAGGGUCGGAUACGUUUUUGGCUGUUUGCCGUCUGCGAUCUGCCAGCGUUGAUUUCAGCGUUGAAUGCAGGAAGGCUCUUUAUCUGCGGAGCUCCUGGCUUUUGAACGUCGAGUCGGUCCACAGGGGACGCGGCGCGAAAAACACUGUUGAUCUCAUCAAAGCCUGGAGCUGCUAUUAAUGCUGACCCGCACCCAGGCUGGCUUGGGAAUACUCUUAUAUUACUCUAAUGGCAUACUUGAUAACAAUCGUUAGUACACGAAUCCAGCGAUGACGUCAUAUCUAGACGAGCUGAUCGGCCAGUCUGACUGGGUUCUUGGAAGGUGGAAGUGAACCUUGCCAAGAUUAUGUAUGUCAUUGCUGUCUUUUCAGGAAAUCAAGGCACGUUUUCAUGACAUUGGUUUUCGUUGCAUGGUGACUAGAGUAAACUUGAAUCACUGAGCCGCGAGACACUGUACACAAAAGAUGCCGAUUUAUGGACGGGAAUUAAAAACGAAGGCUCGGAUCUCCUACCUGAGGGUGAAGUACCUGUUCUUCACCUGGCUGGCGGUGUUCGUGGGCAGCUGGGUGGUGUACGUGCAGUACUCGUCCUACAUGGAGCUGUGCCGCGGUCACCAGUGCAAGAGCACCAUCUGUGAUAAAUACAGGAAGGGAGUGAUCGAUGGCUCGGCCUGCAGCAGCCUGUGUGAGAAGGACACGCUGUACCUGGGGAAGUGCCUGUCCACCAAACCUAACAACCAGGUGUACACGGGCAGCUGGGGGGACCUGGAGGGCGUGGUCAAGUGCCAGAUGGGGGACGUGCUGCACUACGAGCUGGGGGCGGAGAUGGAGCCCAGGAAGGAGGCGGCGCUCUUCGACAAGCCCACCAAGGGCACCUCCGUGGAGAAGUUCAAGGAGAUGGUCUUCAGCCACCUGAAGGCGAAGGUGGGCGAGCAGGCUAACCUGCUGGACCUGGCAUCCUUGGUGCUGUCGGUCGCCGACGGCAACAAGGACGGCCACAUCUCGUUGCCGGAGGCCAAGUCGGCCUGGGCCCUGCUGCAGCUCAACGAGGUCCUGCUGAUGAUCAUCCUGCAGGACAAGGAGCACACGCCCAAGCUGCUGGGCUUCUGCGGGGACCUGUACGUGACGGAGAAGGUGCAGUACACCUCCCUGUACGGCAUGAGCCUGCCCUGGCUGCUGGAGCUGUGGAUCCCGUCCGGCCUGCGCCGCAGCAUGGACCAGUGGUUCACGCCGUCCUGGCCGCGCAAGGCCAAGAUCUCCAUCGGCCUGCUGGAGUUCGUGGAGGACGUCUUCCACGGCACCUUCGGCAACUUCCUCAUGUGCGACGUGAGCGCCGCCAACUUCGGCUACAACGACAAGCACGACCUGAAGAUGGUGGACAUGCGGCGCAUCGUCCCCGAGGCCAGCCUGCGGGAGGCCAUGCGGGACCGCCGCUGCGGCGAGGACGGGGACUGCGUGUUCGGCGCCGACUGCCGCACCUCCUGCGACCUCACCAAGAGGCGCUGCACCCCCGAGGUGGUCCAGCCCAACCUGGCCAAGGCCUGCCUGGCCCUGAAGGACUACCUCCUGCGGGGGGCGCCGUCGGAGAUCCGCGAGGAGCUGGAGAAGCAGCUGUACUCCUGCAUGGCCCUCAAGGGCACCAGCGACCAGAUGGAGAUGGAGCACUCGCUUAUCCUGAACAACUUGAAAACUCUGCUGUGGAAGAAGAUCUCCUACACGAAGGACUCCUAAUGAAGGCCGCUGGACGGGUACUGUCGCUCCCUCCCCCCUGACCUCCUUAGGCCUUUCUGGAAAUAUUGGAGGAAAAGCCAACAUACUGGUGAAAAAAAACUACAAUCAUGGUUGGGGGGGACAACAAAAAAAAAAUGCAUUGGCAUUAUUUUGUUUCUUCGUUGUUUGUGUACCGUGUACAUUUUUCAUUAAGGAUUUUACGUCUGCCAUCUUCUUUUGUUAGUUUUUUUUUUAGAUUGUGCCAUAAAAAAGCGAUUUUGGCUCCAAGUGGGUGUGAUUUGGGGAGAGAAGAAAAGGGGUGCCUUCGAGACAGCACAAAACGAUUCUCCUGCAUCCGCUGCACCGUAAUCGAAGGAACGUGGUUUUUCCCCACUUCUGAAGGAAGUGUAUUUGUUCAUUGCAGCAUUUUGGCGCUGCUGCCUCAUUGGUUAGUCUCUCUGUUAAUGCGAGUACAACGUUCCCGUAACGUUUUCGUUAAUUUUUAAUCGAGGAACCACUAUGUAGUACACUCUGUGCUCAAGGCCACUGCUGCUGUAUGAGAAUGAAUUGUAACAAUCCAGAAAAUUAUGUUUACCUUGAAAUUUUGAAGUAGCAUGAUGAAUUUGCACAUUAAAUGAUGUACAACACAA
Messenger RNA from Anguilla anguilla (European eel), 2585 nucleotides. RefSeq names its product divergent protein kinase domain 1Aa (gene dipk1aa). Lineage: Eukaryota; Metazoa; Chordata; Actinopteri; Anguilliformes; Anguillidae. The transcript has 5 exons. The coding region runs from base 691 to 1956 and encodes 421 amino acids. The record is from RefSeq and is a predicted model, not a curated record.